Molecule: messenger RNA, 426 nt
Organism: Lactuca saligna
Lineage: Eukaryota; Viridiplantae; Streptophyta; Magnoliopsida; Asterales; Asteraceae
Source: the annotation of a GenBank genome assembly
AUGUCACCAGCUACAGCCACCCGGAAAGGAGAUGGUGGUGACAUUGUAGCGGCAAAAAAAUGCCUAGGGCUACGAUGGCGCUUCAAGGGCAAGGCCGCAGACGGCCGUCGGAUCUUGCGGUUCACAGCUUCGCUGGCGGCUUGGAGCAACACGACGCUGGACUAUUCUGGUGCUCCUCCGGCGAUUUGCGACCUCGACAGCGGAGUAGCGGACGGCAACAGGUGGCGAUCGGAUCCUGGGAUGCAACGGCGGCUGGGGGAACUCUCAUAUCGUGGUGGCGACUAUAGAAGUGUAUUAGAUUUAGGGUUGCUCAAUGAAAUAGUCUCCAACGGGAAUGGAAGGCACGAGUUUAAGUCCAGUGACCCCAUUCAAACUUUUAACGAAUUUGGCAACUCUGGUCCCUCCAUGCCCCUUUUUCAAAUGUAA